Tauraco erythrolophus (red-crested turaco) is the source of this 1791-nucleotide messenger RNA. Lineage: Eukaryota; Metazoa; Chordata; Aves; Musophagiformes; Musophagidae. The record is from RefSeq and is a predicted model, not a curated record.
CUAUCUGUGGACAUGGCUGCAAGUAUGGCGAGUGCACGGGACCAAACAAAUGCAAAUGUUUCCCUGGAUUUACAGGGAAAACCUGUAAUCAAGAUCUGAACGAAUGCGGGCUGAAACCACGUCCCUGUGAACACAGAUGUAUGAAUACGCAUGGCAGCUACAAGUGCUAUUGUCUCAACGGGUACAUGCUUAUGCCAGAUGGCACAUGUGCAAGUUCUAGGACAUGUGCCAUGGUGAAUUGCCAAUAUGGAUGUCAAGAAGUCAAAGGGGAGGUACAGUGUCUUUGUCCAUCAGGUGGCCUUCAGCUGGGACCAAACAGAAGGACGUGCAUUGACAUUGAUGAAUGCUCUACUGGCAAGACUGUCUGCUCUCACAACCGCAGAUGUGUCAACACAUUUGGAAGCUACUACUGCAAGUGCCAGCUUGGUUAUGAACUAAAAUACAUCAGUGACCAUUAUGACUGUGUAGAUGUAAAUGAAUGUGUGACAAAUGCACACAGGUGUAACCUCCAUGCAGAGUGCCUCAACACCGAAGGAUCCUUCAAAUGCAAAUGUAAACAGGGCUACCGAGGAAAUGGAUUUGAUUGCACUGUUAUCCCUGAAAAGUCAGUGAAGGAAAUUCCAAGAAUCCCUGGAACAGCUAAGGACACAAUUAAGAAACUUCUUGCGCAUAAAAACAGUGUGAAAAAGCAUGAAGCAAUCAAGAAUGCAAUCCCAGAAGCAGCUGUGACACCAGCUUCUAAGACCCACUUGCAGUUAUUAGACUAUGAAGGUGGUAUUGAUUUUGGUGGAAGCUACACUGAGGAAGGGAAAGAAACUGAAGCUACUACAGAAGAGGAAGCAGAAGAAUCAGAUGAAGAGGAGCAAGAAGAUUUCGAGAAUCAGAUUGACCAUGAGCAAAGCCUUAGAGGAGAUGUAUUCUUUCCCAACGCGAAAGAAGCAGCUGCCUUCGGCCCUCGCCUGGCACAGAGGAAAAUUCCAGUGUCGAGACCAGAGCAAGAAGUUGAUUGCAGCUUCAGUAGAGGGGUCUGCGAUUGGAAACAAGAUGCUGAUGAUGACUUUGACUGGAAUCCUGCUGAUCGAGAGAGAGGCGAUGGGUACUACAUGGCAGUUCCAGCAUUUGUGGGGCACAAGAAGGACAUGGGGCGUCUAAAACUUCUCCUCACCGACCUCAAACCAAAGAGCAGCUACUGCUUGAUUUUCAGUUAUCGGCUUGCUGGUGAAAGAGUGGGGAAACUUCGAGUGUUCCUGGCAAACAAAAAGACUGCUCCUGUCUGGGAGGAGAACAAAGGAAAAGACGAAAGGUGGAGAACUGGAAAAAUAGAGAUAUUUCAGGGAGCUGAAACAACCAACAGUGUCACUUUUGAAUCAGAACGUGGGAAGGGCAAAACUGGAGAAAUUGGAGUGGACAAUGUUAUACUCAUUUCUGGCCUAUGCCCAGAAGAUACCUGAUAAUGGAUAUUUGAGUAUACUGGAUUUAAUCCUAUUUUUAAUAUUUGCCUUACUAGUAGGGUAUUUUUGUAUCAUUUUCUUUAUAACAAAACCAAAACCAUAAAAACUGUGCCUUGAACUUAAUGCAGCAAUGCAGACAGAAAAACUGACGUGCAAGACGCAGAGUACACUUUUUAAUGAGUUACUCUAAUUCUAAUACAUGCUUUGAGAGUAGCACUACUGUAUUUUAUAAUUCAAGGUCAGGGUUUCUAAAGUAUUAUUUGUCUAGCAUUUUUACAAAUUCUACGUGCUCUUAUUCCUUAAAGUCCUUUUCAAGGCUAUUCUUAAGUCUUCUAUUUCA